Phlebotomus argentipes is the source of this 1687-nucleotide messenger RNA. It is a transcript of the gene CysRS-m, whose product is annotated as cysteine--tRNA ligase, mitochondrial. Gene Ontology annotation, cellular component: cytoplasm. Gene Ontology annotation, biological process: cysteinyl-tRNA aminoacylation. The transcript has 2 exons. The record is from RefSeq and is a predicted model, not a curated record. Lineage: Eukaryota; Metazoa; Arthropoda; Insecta; Diptera; Psychodidae. Bases 100 to 1551 code for a protein of 483 amino acids. Gene Ontology annotation, molecular function: cysteine-tRNA ligase activity; ATP binding.
AAAGAAAGAAGCCUUCAGGUGUAUUUUCCAUUCAAUUCUGCCCGGAAAUCUUCUGAAACCACUAUUUUAUUCCAUUUUCGGAGUUUCUCCAUCAAAAUCAUGAAGUGGAUCACGCCCAAGGACGGGUUCUCGACGGGAAUUGAGGUGUUCAAUUGCAUUGCCAAGGAAAAAGUCCCUCUGAUCUUGAGGAGAAAACAUCUGGCCACGCUGUACACCUGCGGACCGACAGUGUACGAUGACACACACAUAGGACAUGCCAGCACUUACGUGAAACUGGACACAAUCCGUCGGAUACUCAACAAACACUUCGGCGUGCGUGUGUUUUCUGUGAUGAACAUCACGGAUAUCGAUGAUAAGAUCAUCCGGAGGAGUCAGGAGAUGAGGUGCUCGUGGGAAGCCGUUGCCAGAGAGAAUGAGGAGAAGUUCUGGAGGGAUUUGAGAGCAUUGGGAGUGGUUCAACCUCAUGUAAAGAUGCGCGUGUCUGAAAAUAUCGAGGAGAUCGUCAAAUUCAUCUCCAGACUCGAGAAGAAGGGAUUAGCGUACGAAGCCACAGACAAUUCAGUGUACUUUAAACUCAAAGACUACAGAGGGUACGGGAAAUUGCAGAAGCUAUCUCAGGAAGCGGACAAGAAUGCGGAUUUCGCACUGUGGAAGGCAGCCAAGGAGGGAGAGCCAUUUUGGGAGUCUCCCUGGGGGCCAGGACGUCCUGGGUGGCACAUAGAGUGCUCAGCCAUGGCGAGCAAGAUCUUGGGAUCGACCAUUGACAUCCACGCAGGUGGAAUUGACCUCAGAUUUCCACAUCACGAGAACGAGGAAGCGCAGAGUUGCGCUUAUCACGGAUGUGAGCGGUGGGUGAAUUACUGGCUCCACACAGGACAUCUAAAGCUGUCAGGAGACGCUCAGAAGAUGAGCAAAUCCCUCAAAAACACAAUCUCCGUGGAGGAACUCUUGUCAAAGCAUUCGCCUGAUCACUUCCGGAUGCUGUGUCUGCUGACCAACUAUCGCAGAGAGAUGGUGUUCAGCGAGGAGGCCAUGCAAAUGGCCAGGAAGGUUCUUCAGCGCUUUCAGAACUUCUUGCAAGAAAUGGAGGUCAUUUUGAGCGGAAGCAGGCAAAUAAAUGACUUCAAUCAGCAGGACAUCUUUGAGAAAUACUCAAAAGCCACAGAAGAUGUGGAUCAACAUCUCAAGGAUGACUUCAACAUGGCCAGUGCUCUUCAGACGUUACAAGAAUUUAUCUCUUUCGUCAGCAAGGCAAUCAAUUCUGCACCUAAAGACGGAAGAAGCUCUCCAGAAAUUGGAAUUCUUCAGCUUUCCAAGGAGUUUGUUGAGGACACCCUGAGCAAUAUGGGAUUUUCACUGCCCGGAAGUUCUGCAGAUGCACAUUCUGAGUCUUCUGAGGAUGCUGUGAUGGAGAAAAUCCUAGAAAUCCGUCAGAGAUUGCGAAAGGACAGGAACUUCUCGGCUGCCGACGUCAUCAGGGAUGGAUUGCGAGAAGCUGGACUGGAGAUUAAGGAUCACGGAGAGAAAUCUUCAUGGUCCAGACGACGAUAACACUCAAUUGUCCUCAUGAAAGGCAACAUGCCGAGGCACAUCUUCACCACUUCUCCAUUCUCCACAGCCACGCUGUGCCGCAGGACAUUCAAGGCGUGCUCAGGCGUCAGUUCCUGCUGUAGGAAAUCCCUGCAAA